AUGCCCCACGGGGUGGAGAAAUGGAUCUGUGGGGUGGAGAAAUGGAUCUGUGGGGUGGAGAAAUGGACCCAUGGGGUGGAGAAAUGGAUCUACGGCCUCCGGGGAUGCUCCCCGGCCGUUCCUCCCCCGAUUUCACCACCUUGGCCCGGCGGCUUCCGCUGCCAGGAAAGGGGAAGGAAGGAGACCCCGAGGGGCCGGGGCGGGGAUGGGGCGCGGCUGGAGGGGCCCGGGGGGCUUCGGGGGGCUCUGCCUCGCCCUGCUCUGCUCCGGGGCCGCUCUCGGCUUCCGAGGGGAGGAGCCGGGAAAUGUCACCGAGGGGAUCCCGGAGGGGACACGGGACCCCCCGGAGCCACCAGGGCAGGGACACGGGGACGCGGUGACGACGUGGCCGAGGGCCACCACGAGCGGGGACCUGGAGGUGACACCGGAGGUGACACUGGAGGUGACACCGGAGGGGAACCAGACCCGAGUGUCCUCGGGUGUCCCAGCCCGUUACUGGUCCCCCGUCCUCUUCGUGGCGCUGGCCCUGCUCGUGCUCUUCGUCACCUACCGCAGGACCAAGGACAAAGGGAUCCGGGACCGGGCCACGAGUGGCAGCGACUCCUCAGAUCUGGGAGCUCUGGUCCAGCCCCAGGAGCCCAUCCCAAAAAUCCCGGCCCUACAGAGGGAAAGGAAGGAUCCCGAGAACCCCCCGGAACACGGCGAGACCACCCUCGACCCGCCCCGGGAUCCGGAAUUCCUGGGAUAAAGGGAAUUCCUGGGAUAAAGGGAAUUCCUGGGAUAAAGGGGAUUCCUGGGAUAAAGGGGAUUCCUGGAAUAAAGGGGAUUCCUGGGAUAAAGGGAAUUCCCGGGAUAAAGGGGAUUCCUGGGGAAAAGGGGAUUCCUGGGAUAAAGGGGAUUCCCAAGAAAAAGGGAAUUCCUGGGAUAAAGGGAAUUCCAGGGAUAAAGGGAAUUCCUGGGAUAAAGAGAAUUCCCAAAGAGAAGGGAAUUCCCGUGGAAAAGGGAAUUUCUGGGGAAAAGGGAAUUCUUGGGAUAAAGGGAAUUCCAGGGAUAAAGGGAAUUUCUGGGAUAAAGGGAAUUCUUGGGAUAAAGAGAAUUCCCGGGAUAAAGGGAAUUCCUGGGGAAAAGGGAAUUCCUGGGAUAAAGGGGAUUCCCAAGAAAAAGGGAAUUCCUGGGAUAAAGGGAAUUCUUGGGUUAAAGGGAAUUCCCAAGAAAAAGGGAAUUCCUGGGGAAAAGGGAAUUCAUGCGAUAAAGAGAAUUCCCAGGAUAAAGGGAAUUGCCAAAGAAAAGGGAAUUCCUGUGGAAAAGGGAAUUUCUGGGGAAAAAGGGGCUGGAAAAUAUUUGGGAGCAGCGGGAGGGGGUUGA
Messenger RNA from Poecile atricapillus (Black-capped chickadee), 1365 nucleotides. RefSeq names its product collagen alpha-5(IV) chain-like. NCBI's taxonomy places the organism in Eukaryota, Metazoa, Chordata, Aves, Passeriformes, Paridae. The transcript is spliced from 8 exons. The record is from RefSeq and is a predicted model, not a curated record. The coding region runs from base 1 to 1365 and encodes 454 amino acids.